This is a messenger RNA of Candida tropicalis MYA-3404, 1191 nucleotides long. It is a transcript of the gene CDC50, whose product is annotated as aminophospholipid translocase regulatory protein. Lineage: Eukaryota; Fungi; Ascomycota; Pichiomycetes; Serinales; Debaryomycetaceae. Gene Ontology annotation, cellular component: Golgi apparatus; endoplasmic reticulum; plasma membrane. The record is from RefSeq and is a predicted model, not a curated record. The transcript has a single exon. The coding region runs from base 1 to 1191 and encodes 396 amino acids.
AUGAACUUUUUACGUAAAAGAAGGUCAUCUGAAGAUGAUGAUGACGAUGAUGAUAUUUUAAACAAUGAUCCACAGAGUGCAAUUCAUAAAUCAAGAAAACCACCAAAUACAGCAUUUAGACAACAAAGAUUAAAAGCAUGGCAACCCAUAUUAACUCCUAAAUCGGUCAUACCCUUGUUAAUUCUAUUGGCAAUAAUAUUUACCCCCUUAGGUAUAGCUAUAAUUUUCACAACAUAUAACGUCAAAGAACUCAAUGUCGAUUACUCCAGGUGCGCUGAAGAAGCGUCAACAGAUGAUUUCACUAGUAUCCCAAAGAAAUACACUGGAUACCAUCAAAGUCUGAACCCUGGAUUCAAAUGGAAAUUAGAAAAUGAUAAUACUUGUGUUAUUCAAUUUGAUGUUGCUGGGGAUUGGAAACCACCUAUUUUCUUGUACUAUAAAUUGACAAAUUUUUAUCAAAACCAUCGUAAAUAUGUCGAAAGUUAUGAUUUGGGACAAUUGAGAGGACAAGCUUUAUCAAGUGAUGAUACCACUGAUAAUUGUAAACCUUUGAAACAUCGUGAAUACAAUGGUGAAAAGAAAUUGAUUUAUCCAUGCGGGUUGAUUGCCAAUAGUUAUUUCAAUGAUACUAUAUCUGAUGCAGUGUUAUUGAAUACAAGAACUGGUCAGAACAAUGAAACCUAUCUUUUCAGUGAUGAAGGUAUCUCAUGGCCCCUGGAUCGUAGUCAUAAAUUUAAGAAAACAUCGUAUAAGCCAGAUGAAGUUGUUCCACCACCAAACUGGGAUGCCAUGUUCCCUGAUGGAUAUACUGAAGACAAUAUGCCAGAUUUACAUACCUGGGAACACUUGCAGAAUUGGAUGAGAACUGCUGCUCUACCUACAUUUUACAAAUUGUAUGGUCAAAACAAAACUGAAGUAAUGACAGAAGGUACAUACCAUAUCAGUAUUGAGAUGAAUUACCCUGUGGAAAUCUUUGGUGGUACCAAGAGUUUGGUGAUCACGACAAAUACUAUUUUUGGGGGAAGAAAUAUGAGUCUUGGAGUUAUUUACAUCAUCAUUGCCGUAGUUGCUUUGGUAUUGGGUGUUGCUUUCUUGGUACAAUACUUGAUCAAACCAAGAAAAGUUGGUGACCACAAUUAUUUACAAGACUCCAGUGGUGGUGACAUAACCAACUACAGGGAACAAUUGUAA